AUGGCGGCGAAAGAUCCGACGACGAGCGGUGAUGAUGCCAUUAGAGUGAGCGGUAUGGAAUUUGGAUAUGAAGUCGAGGAUCCUAUAUUCUUCGACUUCAACCUCGAUCUUCCAGCUGGAUCUCGCUGCCUUCUGGUUGGCGCCAAUGGAUCUGGCAAGACAACCUUAUUGAAGAUUAUGGCUGGAAAGCACAUGGUGGGAGGAAAGAACGUUGUACAAGUUCUGAGCCGUUCGGCUUUCCAUGAUACUCAGCUUGUUUGCAGUGGUGACUUGUCUUACCUUGGAGGGUCUUGGAGUAAAACCGUUGGUUCUGCUGGUGUGGUUCCUCUCCAGGGAGACUUUUCAGCAGAACACAUGAUAUUUGGAGGUGGCAUUCUCCUCCCUAGAAUGAUAUUUUUAGAAAUUGUUUCUUUUUCCAGGCUUAGACUGAAGGAGCUUCGUUUUGUUGUCCUACUAGUUGAAGGGGUUGAUCCCGUGAGAAGAGAGAAACUGAUUGAUCUUCUUGAUAUUAAUCUUCACUGGCGUAUGCAUAAGGUUUCUGAUGGGCAGAAACGCCGAGUCCAGAUAUGCAUGGGACUCUUGCAUCCAUUCAAGGUGUUAUUACUUGACGAGGUCACUGUUGACUUAGAUGUUGUUGCAAGGAUGGAUUUGCUGGAAUUCUUCAAAGAAGAAUGUGAUCAGAGAGGAGCUACAAUCGUAUACGCAACUCACAUAUUCGACGGGCUAGAAACAUGGGCUACACGUUUGGCCUACAUUCAGGACGGUGAGCUGAAACGUUCAUCGAAAAUGGCAGAUGUCAACGAGAUGACAACUUUUCCAAACCUCCUCUCCGUGGUAGAAUAUUGGCUCCGUGCUGAAACCAAACUUGAGAAGAAGAGGAAGAAGAAGAAGGAGCCUGUGGCAGCAUGGAAACCAUCUCCAUUUGAUAACUCUCCUUUUAGGUCAUCGAAACACAUGGCUUAUUACAAAUGA
Thlaspi arvense is the source of this 972-nucleotide messenger RNA. The record is from the annotation of a GenBank genome assembly. NCBI's taxonomy places the organism in Eukaryota, Viridiplantae, Streptophyta, Magnoliopsida, Brassicales, Brassicaceae.